Messenger RNA from Nematolebias whitei (Rio pearlfish), 1497 nucleotides. It is a transcript of the gene mbtd1, whose product is annotated as mbt domain containing 1. Gene Ontology annotation, cellular component: nucleus. The record is from RefSeq and is a predicted model, not a curated record. Gene Ontology annotation, molecular function: zinc ion binding. Gene Ontology annotation, biological process: regulation of DNA-templated transcription. Lineage: Eukaryota; Metazoa; Chordata; Actinopteri; Cyprinodontiformes; Rivulidae. The transcript has 9 exons. The coding region runs from base 157 to 1497 and encodes 446 amino acids.
GCACAUGCGCAGAAGCGCCAGAGUAAUUUGUUGAUAUCCUGCUCAGUAGUAUUUAUUUAGAUCUCAGUUUUCCGCAGCCACAAUCAUCCACAACGUGGGAUAUUUAUUUGCAUUGGGCAGAAGAAGUAAAUUAAAAGCUCUCUAUAUGAAGGGCUGAUGGAAGACGCACGGGAUUUGGCUGAACGCUCCCAACGUUCAGAGCGGAAGCGGCGAGACUCGUUUGGGAUGUAUGAUGGCUACGACAGCUGCAGUGAGGAGUCGACAAGUAGCUCCAGCUCGGAGGACAGUGAAGAUGAGGUGGUGCCCUCUAUCCCUGCCAGCCUGCCUAUUAUCAAGAACAAUGGCCAGGUGUACACCUACCCAGAUGGCAAAGCUGGAAUGGCCACGUGUGAAAUGUGCGGGAUGGUUGGAGUACGGGAUGCUUUUUACUCCAAAACUAAACGCUUCUGCAGCGUGUCUUGUUCCAGAAGCUACUCCUCCAAUUCUAAAAAAGCUAGCAUUUUGGCACGACUACAGGUGAAUAUUUUCAGGUGUUCAGUUUGCCUGAUGUUAAUGUUUAAUUACAUUAAAGCCUGUUUUGUUUUGUUUUGUUUUUUUCAUCAGGGCAAACCUCCCACAAAAAAAGCUAAAGUCUUACAGAAACAACCUCUCAUGGCAAAAUUGGCAGCUUAUGCUCAGUACCAAGCAAGUCAACUGAACCAGGCCAAGUCUAAAGCUGCGGUCCCUGCAGAGACCUUCGACUGGGGGAAGUAUAUCUUUAGCAAUAACACGGUGGGAGCUCCGGUCAGCUGUUUCAAACAUGCCCCUAUGGGGACCUGCUGGGGGGACAUAGAAGAAGGAGUGAGGAUUGAGGUACCCAACUCCGACACUAACCUCUCUACAAAGGUGUACUGGAUUGCAGAAAUUAUAAAGCUAGCAGGGUUCAAGGCACUCCUCCGGUAUGAGGGCUUUGACACCGACAGUAGUAAAGACUUCUGGUGUAAUUUGUGUGUCCCUGAGGUGCACCCAGUGGGCUGGUGCGCGUCAAGCAACAAACCCCUUGUACCUCCUAAAAGUAUACAACAUAAGUACUCAAACUGGAAAGUCUUUCUUGUGAAGCGUCUCACUGGAGCAAAAACACUGCCACCGGAUUUUAAUUCCAAGGUUUAUGAGAAUAUGCAGUUUCCAUUUAAGAAGCUGAUGCGAGUCGAGGUGGUGGAUAAAAACUACCUGUGCCGGACACGGGUGGCACUGGUGGAGCAGGUGAUCGGAGGUCGCCUCAGGCUGGUCUAUGAGGAGAGCCAGGACGGCUUGGAUGACUUCUGGUGCCACAUGUACAGCCCCCUCAUCCAUAACAUAGGCUGGUCCCGGAGCAUUGGACACCGCUUCAAACGAUCAGAGUCUCUCCUGCGGAUGAAAGAGGAGACGGCUGAGGUGGACGAGUUCACCUUCUCCCAGGGAGCCUCGGACCAGGAGAGUAACGGCUCGGGCAGCUACUACAUUAAACAGGAGCACUGA